Molecule: messenger RNA, 1218 nt
Organism: Pundamilia nyererei
Lineage: Eukaryota; Metazoa; Chordata; Actinopteri; Cichliformes; Cichlidae
Product: ankyrin repeat and SOCS box protein 13-like
Exons: 6
Coding region: 109-951 (280 amino acids)
Biological process (GO): protein ubiquitination; intracellular signal transduction; positive regulation of protein catabolic process
Molecular function (GO): protein binding
Source: RefSeq, a predicted model, not a curated record
UCACGUGACUCCUGCCGCAUGUAGCGCGCGAGGACGCUGUUUACAAACAGCCGUAAGUCCCGCGUUUCGUGCCAGCCUAGCUUGUUCUGCGGGGGAAGCAGUCGGAGGAUGGACGCUGAAAAGUCUCGGCCCUAUUUCUUUGGCGACAUCGGCUGCUGGGCGGAGCGAACAGAGGUGCACAAGGCAGCGUCGCUCGGCCAGGCCUCCCAACUGGAGGAGCUCAUUCAGGGCGGAGCCUCGGUCAACAUGGUGGCCGUGGAUUCCAUCACACCGCUGCACGAGGCGUGCCUCCACGGACAGGCCAAGUGUGUGCAGCUGCUGCUUGAGGCUGGAGCUCAGGUGGAUGCAAGGAAUGUGGAUGGAAGUACCCCGCUGUGUGAUGCCUGUUCAGCUGGGAGUUUGGAGUGUGUGAGGCUUCUGCUGCAGUACGGUGCCAAGGCGAACCCUGCCCUCACCUCCCGCACAGCCUCACCCCUGCACGAGGCCUGCAUGGGAGGAAACUCUGAGUGUGUGAAGCUGCUGAUUUCCAUGGGAGCUUGUCUGGAGGCGUAUGACCUUUACCACGGCACCCCGCUGCACGCGGCCUGUGCUAACGAGCACACGGACUGUGUUAGAGAGCUGCUCAAUGCAGGCGCUAAAGUGAACGCCGCCAGGCUGCACGAGACUCCGCUGCACCACGCUGCUAAAAGCAUGCGGGUGGAGACGAUCGAGAUGCUGGUGGAGUUUGGAGCCAACAUCUACGCUCGAGAUCAACACGAGAGGAGACCCGUGGACUACACCACGCCGGGCUCUCCCUCUGCAGCCUGCCUACAGUCUUAUGAGACCUCUCCUCUGAGUCUGCAGCAGCUCAGCAGGUUGGCAGUGAGGAGGAAGCUCGGCACCAGGGCUCUAAAUGUCAUAGGCCAGCUGGAGGUCCCUAAACUCAUCACCAGCUACCUCUGCUAUCAGUGAGCGCCACCUGCAGGAGGAGCCGACCGGCGCUCAAAGGACUGGAAACUGCACAGCACUGUGUUAAAUAUGAGCACAGCUGCCUGAGAUUCCUUUAGUUUAAGAGCCCUGCCAUGCACACACUGCAGCAGCUACUGCACUCGGCGUGUUCAGGCUGUGUGAUCGCAUUAGUGCUGCUGUAAGAUGAGAUGUUUUUAAAGAGCAGAGUAACACUGACUUUCACUUGGCUUGCUCUCUAACACACACACACACACACACGCACACGCACAC